CCAACCCAACCUGUUUACUUCUCACAAAACCCACCUCCUCCUACUUCCACUCAAGCCCCUUUUACCUGUGGUAAUAGAACAAAUGGAGCUCCCGAGAAUCAUCAACAAGAAGCUCUGCAGACCCUCCUUGCCCUGGCAGCUAGUUUAAAUUCCUCUAAUCACCAAAACGACCAACAUACCUAUGUUAGUAUUCCUCAGGAAGAUGUUCCCUUGUUUGCCAUAGAGUCUCGUGAAACCUGUCAAUCUAAACAGUCAGUAGCAGAAGAAGCGUUAGAACAAUUGUUGGAAAAAGAAAAGAAAGCAGAAAAAAAUGUUACUCCCCCGUCUAAGGCUGUUCCUCCCAAACCAAAGCAUGCCCCUCCCGUCAGAAAAAAA
Molecule: messenger RNA, 375 nt
Organism: Racocetra fulgida
Lineage: Eukaryota; Fungi; Glomeromycota; Glomeromycetes; Diversisporales; Gigasporaceae
Source: the annotation of a GenBank genome assembly